AUGAGAGCAAUCGUCAUAGAACAGUUCGGCGGCCCCGAGUCCCUAGUAAUCAAAGAUGUGGCCGCCCCAGAUACCCCAGAGCCAAAUCAAGGAGAAGUCAUCAUAAAAAUCAAAGCCUUUGGCAUCAACCAUGCAGAAAUGCAUAUGCGAAAGGGAGAGUGGGCCGAAUGGAUGCCAAUCAGCGGUAUCGAAUGUGUGGGCACAGUAUUCAGCUGUCCAGGAGGAGAACUCAAAGAAGGAACUCCUGUCGCAAGCCUUAUGGGCGGGCUUGGGCGUACUAUUGACGGUAGUUACGCUGAGUACACCCGAGUCAAAGUCUCAAAUGUCGUUGCGCUCGGGCCAGCUGCAGAAGACCUAAGUUGGGACCAGCUGGCAGCCAUCCCAGAAUCAUACGCCACGUCGUGGACCUGUCUCUUUCGAAACCUAGAGAUAUCAGCUAGACAACGGCUUCUCGUUCGUGGUGGUACUUCUGCUUUAGGGAGAGCAGCGAUCAACCUGGCCGUCCAGGCUGGGGUUCAUGUUACCGCAACAACUCGAACGGAGAAACGUAUACCUCAACUCAAGGCUCUUGGGGUUGAACAAGUAUUGAUAGAAGAACCAUGUCUUUCUGAACGAAUUUCUGAUAAAUUUGAUGCUAUUCUGGAACUUAUUGGUAACAGUACCGUCAUUGAUUCGCUCAAGAUGGUGCAUAGAGGAGGACGGGUCUGUCUGGCCGGGUUCUUGGGUGGACUUGCACCCAUUCCAAACUUCAAUCCUCUUGUGCAGAUGGCAAGUGGUGUCCACUUUAGCUUCUUUGGGAGCUUUGUUUUUGGAACGCCUGAGUUUCCUUUGUCGGAUGUUCCGCUUCAGGAGAUUGUCGCUAUGGUGGCGCGAAAACAAUUCAAUGCGGAUCCUUGGAAGGUCUUCCGGUUUGAGGAUAUUCAACAGGCUCACCGUUUGAUGGAAGGUAACGAGGCACAUGGCAAGAUGGUGGUCAAGAUCGAUCAAAAUGACGUACGAUAUUUCUGUCUAUAG
Penicillium coprophilum is the source of this 1014-nucleotide messenger RNA. RefSeq lists its product as uncharacterized. Bases 1 to 1014 code for a protein of 337 amino acids. NCBI's taxonomy places the organism in Eukaryota, Fungi, Ascomycota, Eurotiomycetes, Eurotiales, Aspergillaceae. Gene Ontology annotation, molecular function: oxidoreductase activity. The record is from RefSeq and is a predicted model, not a curated record. The transcript has a single exon.